Molecule: messenger RNA, 2011 nt
Organism: Styela clava
Lineage: Eukaryota; Metazoa; Chordata; Ascidiacea; Stolidobranchia; Styelidae
Source: RefSeq, a predicted model, not a curated record
UUUUGGCAAUUAUUGUGUGUCAUUCAUUCGGAUUCACAAAAGAUGUCUUUUGUUGCAACAAAGAUUCCAAAGCAUCCAGCUACUAAUCACAAAUGCAGCUUUAUAAUUAUCGGGAUUUUUGAAGUUUUGGCGGGUCUGAUUUGUUCUAUUGUCGGAAUUUUAUUAGUUGCUCAAAUCGGUUCAAGCGGGACAUCAACCAACGCCAAAUCCGGGAUAGGCACUGGUGUGCUGUACGUCAUCUCUGGAAUAUUAGCUCUAUCCGCUGGUCAGUCACCUACACAAUGUAAUAUAAUCGGAGGAAUGAUACUGGCAUCUAUAUCUGCUUUCAUAUCGUCUGCAAUAGUGGUUCUAGGAAUAUGGAUUUUGCAAAUAUGGGGAACAUACGAAAACCGUUUGGGAAGUCGGAUACAUGGAAUUAUGGCCACCAUAAUUGUCGCUUGUGCAAUCGAGUUCGUGUUUGCUUUGGCACAUUUAGUCUACUGCUGCCGCGCAAGAUGCUGUACAAGAUCAAGCAGUCAGGUCAAACAAAUAUCACAGAAGAGAUGCCAUAGUCCUAUAUACGACGAUCAUUCGGACUGCAAGGUUCUAUCUGAAAAUUCAAUGCAAGAAGCGCAGCUGGAUUAUAAAUAAUGCAGUCAGUGUUAACAUAUACAACUUUAACACAAAAGAUCGAAGUAUAAUUGCGGACAAAUGAUUGUUUUUAGAUUUUAGUUGUUGAUUUCACGUAUUUUUCAAUUUUACAUUUUUUUCCCUAGAUACCUUUGUCGAUUUGCUCCAUAUUUUACACUUUUCUCAUUAUAAUUUGUGAUGAAAUUUUGCAUCCAUGAUCUGUAUAAAUUUAGUUAAUAGUGUUCUUCAUUAUUUCAUUUAGAAAUAAAAAUAAUUUGCUAUUUUGGAAGGCACUCGAUCGAAAGCAUUUGUUGUUAUCCUUUCCCUGUUUAUAUUUAAUGGUAAUAUAUCUGCCUUUCACAAUUAACAGCUACGAGAUUCUAUAGCCAUCACCAUAGAGCUGACUCUGUGCUAGUCAUUUGAUCAUUUCACAGUGGGCUGGGAAUCAAUUUGAUUUAUUUAGUAUACUAAAAAUAAAGUUUUUCUCUUUAAAAUAUUUAAGGUAGGUCAAUCAAUGGGUCGUGUUUGACGGUCCCUAUUGAAUCGUUUUGUUGUUUUUAUUGUUGGGGUAUAAAAAAAGUUCUUAAAAUAAUGAGCCAAGUAAUUUCCAGAAGCACAUGCACAAUUCUGGUAGAAAUCUUAAACUAAUCAAUCGCAAGUCUCUAUAAAUUUGAAAACGAAUUCGUUGUGAUUUUUUGAAUUUUAAAAAAGUAAUAUAACUGACAUUUUUAUUUAAAAUCUGUCCCGCCAAGCCAAACUGGUGAGAAUGUCUCAACCGGCCCUACGUAAUUCACUCUAAAAUAUGAAAAUGGAAUUGGAGAAAUCUGCUUAUGUAACUAAUUUAUUUGUCUACGAUGAUUUUAUCGGGCAAGCAUUUUUUCGUGAUAUAUGACACAGUAAACUGUUACGCCUUUGUUUCUUUAUUCCCACUCACUGUCAGAAAUUCCCUUAUCGAAAGGGAUGGAUUUUUCAGCUGUUCCUUGCGGAAAAUAUACAAUCUACGGCGGGGAUUCAACCUCGAAAAUGUUACAACAAUUGCGUUCAACGUAAGCGCCUCACUAUGUUUACUAAUAACGCAUUUAUCCCGAAAAAUACAAUUUAUUUAAUGAGAAUAGAAAAUUGAUUGAACACACAUUAUGUUUUAUUUCAUUACAAUCAAAAAUUAAUUUGUGAUGGUAAUUUAAAUGUGACUCAUUGGAAACAAAACAUCAAAAAUAAAAUGAGCAUUCUUCUGAGGAUACAUUGAGAACAAAUUCUCAAAUUUCGGGAAAAUUGAUAAAUAUUUAGAUAAGAUAUACAAAAACAAAGAUGACAAGACCAUAAAUUAUAACGCCUGGGGCGCUAGCAGAUAUCGCGAAUUCUCUUUUUAUUUUUCGUCAUUUAUUGACAACAUCAGCUGACA